Molecule: messenger RNA, 3090 nt
Organism: Talpa occidentalis (Iberian mole)
Lineage: Eukaryota; Metazoa; Chordata; Mammalia; Eulipotyphla; Talpidae
Gene: ZNF624
Product: zinc finger protein 624
Exons: 6
Coding region: 74-2671 (865 amino acids)
Biological process (GO): regulation of DNA-templated transcription
Source: RefSeq, a predicted model, not a curated record
CAGCGCCAUUGCUGGAAGCGUUCCCGCCCUGCUCUGCGAGUGCCCUCAGUUGUCCUCAGUUCGGACGCCAGAUAUGUCUUUGCAGGAUUCCACUUUUUCCAGAAAGGGAAACACAGAAAAAAUUGUGACUGCUAUGGUUUUUUCUAUUGGAACUCUGAGUCCUGAAGUUUCCCAGCCAGACAAACAUCUUCACCUUCAGGGAGAAGAACCAAAAUUGGCAAAGGAAUCAGUGACAUUUAAAGAUGUGGCUAUAGACUUCACACUGGAAGAAUGGCUGUUGAUGGACCCUAAACAGAGGAACCUGCACAAAGAUGUGAUGCUAGAGAAUUAUAGGAAUCUUGUUUCCCUGGGGCUUGCAGUUUCCAAACCAGACAUGAUAUCUCAUUUGGAGGAUGGAAAAGGACCAUGGGUGAUAAUGAGAGAAAUUUCAAGAACGCCCUAUCCUGAGUUGGACACCAAAUCUGGAACCAAGAAUGCUAUACCAACAGAGGUUAUUUCUACAGAAGAUUUACCACAGAAACCCAUAAUUGAGAAACUCACAGGGAAUGGCCUAUGGGAUUCCAGAAUGGGAGGAUUAUGGAAAUGGAAUGACAGAAUAGUAAGAUUGCAAAAUAGUCAGGAGAGUCAAUUAAGUCAAAGAAUAAUAACACAAAAGAAAAUUUCCACUGGUCAAAGAGGCCUUAGAUUUGGAUCUAUUCUUUUCCCAGAACCAGGAGUUAUCACAGAAGAAGUCCACAGUAUAUGUCAAACACAUGAAGGAAAUUACAGAGAUAAUUUAGAUUUUAUUACAAAGAUCCAUUUGGGGAAGAAAAUUUGUACUGAUAAAGAUGGCAGCAAAACCGUAAGGCCUACUUUAGAACUUACCUUAGGGGAAAAAAACAAUAAUAAAGACAAACCCUUUAAAUGUAGUACAUGUGAAAAGACCUUUCGUUAUAGAUCAUUACUCAUUCAACAUCAGAGAACUCACACUAAAGAAAAGCCUUAUGAAUGUAGUGAAUGUGGGAAAAUGUUCAGCCAGCCUUCGUAUCUCAGUCAACAUAAAAAAAUCCACACUGGAGAAAAACCCUACAAAUGUAAUGAAUGUGGAAAGGCCUUUAUUGCUUCUUCAUCACUUAUGGUACAUCAGCGAAUUCAUACUAAGGAGAAGCCUUAUCAAUGCAAUGUCUGUGGGAAAUCUUUUAGCCAAUGUGCCCGCCUUAAUCAGCACCAGAGAAUUCAAACUGGAGAGAAGCCCUACAAAUGUAGUGAAUGCGGCAAAGCUUUUAGUGAUAAAUCAAAACUUGCAAGACAUCAGGAAACUCAUAAUGGAGAGAAGCCCUAUAAAUGUAAUGACUGUGGGAAAGCCUUUAGGAAUAAAUCAUAUCUUAGUGUACAUCAGAAAACCCAUACUGAAGAGAAACCAUAUAAAUGUAAUGAAUGUGGGAAAUCCUUCAAGAAUACCACAAUUUUUAAUGUUCAUCAGAGAAUUCAUACUGGAGAGAAACCCUUCAGAUGUAAUGAGUGUGGAAAAGCAUAUAGAAGUAAUUCAAGCCUUAUUGUUCAUAUAAGAACUCAUACUGGGGAAAAACCCUAUGAAUGUAAUGAGUGUGGGAAAGCAUUCAAUCGUAUAGCAAAUUUCACAGAACAUCAGAGGAUUCAUACAGGAGAGAAACCCUAUAAGUGUAACGAAUGUGGGAAAGCAUUCAUUAAUUAUUCAUGCCUUACCGUACACCACAGAAUGCAUACAGGAGAGAAACCUUAUAAAUGUAAUGAGUGUGGAAAGGCCUUCAUGCGCUCUUCAUCUCUAAUUAUACAUCAGCGAAUUCACACUGAGGAGAAACCUUACCUAUGUAAUGAAUGUGGAGAAUCUUUCAGAAUAAAAUCACACCUAACUGUACAUCAAAGAAUUCACACUGGGGAGAAACCAUAUAAAUGCACUGACUGUGAAAGGGCUUUUACAAAAAUGGUAAAUCUCAAGGAACAUCAGAAAAUUCAUACUGGAGUAAAGCCCUAUAAAUGCUGUGAUUGUGGAAAAUCCUUCAGGACUAAGUCAUACCUUAUUGUACACCAAAGGACCCAUACUGGAGAAAAACCCUAUAAAUGUAAUGAAUGUGAGAAAGCUUUCACAAAUACAUCACAGCUUACUGUGCAUCAAAGAAGGCAUACUGGAGAAAAACCCUAUAAAUGUAAUGAAUGUGGGAAAGUUUUCACAAGUAACUCAGGCUUUAAUACUCAUCAGAGGACACAUACUGGAGAGAAACCAUUUAAAUGUAAUGACUGUGGGAAAGCAUUUAGCCAGAUGGUACAUGUCACAGAACAUCAGAAAAUUCAUAGUGGAGAGAAACCAUACAAAUGUGAUGUCUGCGGAAAAGCCUUCAGGAGGGGUUCAUAUCUUACAGUACACUGGAGAACACAUACUGGUGAAAAACCCUAUGCAUGUAAGGAAUGUGGCAAAGGUUGUAUUACCCUAUCACAGCUAACUCUCCAUCAAAGAAUUCAUACUGGGGAGAGGCCCUAUAAAUGUGAAGAAUGUGGAAAAGCCUUUAGGACUAAUUCAGACUUUACUGUACAUCUGAGGAUGCAUACGGGAGAAAAACCAUAUAAAUGUAGUGAAUGUGGAAAAGCCUUUCGAAGUAGCUCAAGCCUUAUUGUACAUCAAAGAAUACAUCAGAGAGAAACUCAGCUAAUAUAAAAAGCGAUAAAUCAUCCAGAUAUUAAGUCCACAAGAAGAUCUUAUAAACUGUAUAUUUUAUGGGGAAACAUUCAGGAACCAUUUGCCAAGAAAUACACACUGAGGAGACACACUAUAAACAUAUUAAUAUGGAAGAGCACUUAACCAUAUUAAAAGUUAUAAGAAAUUUCCCAAGAGAAAAAAUUAAACAAAAGCUUUCAUCCAGAUUUCAUAGUGUUUUUAUCUAACAAUUAUCUUCAGUGAUUUGCCUAUAUAUAUUUCUGCCUAUUUUUCUAUUGAUUUGUCUAUCCUAUAUGUCUGGAGGUACUCUUCAUGUAUUUUAGAUAUUCUUUGUCAUGUAUGUUGCAAGUGUUUUUUAAUUUAGCAUUUUUGUCUUUAUACUUUUUUGUAUAGUAAAAUGUUACCACAUAUUUUUACAG